AUGGAAGUGGAUUCGGUGAAUUCAGUGGAUUCGACGAGGCCACUGAUGAAUAUCUGGCUGAUGUUCCGGAUAAUCGGAGUUCAUCCGCCGUCGCGGGAAACGCUGUGGGGUCGCUACUACGGUGCGUACUCGAUAGUGUGGAACGUGACGUUCCAGGCGUUUCUCUGGGUCUCCUUCUUCGUGAACUUUCUGCUCUCCGACACGAUGGAGAAGUUCUGCGAGAGCUUCUGCGUGACGAUGCCACACACCCUGUAUCUGGUGAAGGUGUGGAGUGUCUACCGGAUGCGGAGGCGCCUCCUCCACAACAUGGACGUCCUCCGCCACCUCGAUGGCCAGUUGAACGGCUUGGAGGAGGCACAGAUCAUCUGCGAGGGCGUGGCCAAGUCGGAGUUCAUAUUUAGAUUCAUAUCCCGGGCAUUGAGCGUCGUGGUCACUUUGGGCAUCCUCUCCGUGGCGAUGGCCAGUGAACGCACGCUGGUCUAUCCCACCUGGAUACCCUGGAACUGGAAGGACAGCUCACGCAGUGUCUACUUGGCCACCGUGGUGUACCACAUCACCGCUCUUAUAACCACCAACUUACUGGUCAUCAGCGUGUUCACCUACCCGGGCACCUAUCUCAUUCUGGUCAGUGCCCACACCAAGGCACUGGCCUUCAGGGUCGCCCGAUUGGGGCGGGGCAGGCCACGCCCACCGGAGCAGGUGGAGGAGCAGCUCGUCGGCUGCAUCCGGGAUCACCACGUCAUCCUGCACCUCUUCAAGUCGCUGGAGCAGUCAAUUUCGCUGACUUGCUUCCUUCAGUUUCUGUGCACCGCGAGUGCCCAGUGCGCCAUUAGCUACUUCCUGAUGUUCCAGGAGGUGCGGAUCAUGACGUUUAUCAACAUGCUGGGUCUGCUGUUCGCCUUCACCUCGGAGACACUCCUGCUCUGCUUCACCGCGGAGAUCCUGGCGCAGGAGGGCGAAGGACUCCUGGCGGCGGUCUACAGCUGCAAUUGGUUGGAUCAAUCGCUGCGAUUCCGCCGAAUGCUGGUUAUGAUGCUCAUGCGGUGCCAGAAACCGAUGACCCUGGUCUCCCAGAAAACGGUGCCCAUCAACUUUAAGACCUUUAUGAUGAUGAUCAAAGGUGCCUACACUAUGCUCACUCUGCUCAACGAAAUGCGCAAGAAGUCACUUGACUAAAACAGCGGACUUUUCACUUGGCCAGCGAUUUUAAUGAAUGCUCCAUAAUGCAGGAGCUUAUUAUUAAGUGGGUUGAACGGAAAUU
Molecule: messenger RNA, 1261 nt
Organism: Drosophila ficusphila
Lineage: Eukaryota; Metazoa; Arthropoda; Insecta; Diptera; Drosophilidae
Gene: Or19a
Product: putative odorant receptor 19b
Exons: 4
Coding region: 1-1176 (391 amino acids)
Biological process (GO): sensory perception of smell; detection of chemical stimulus involved in sensory perception of smell
Cellular component (GO): plasma membrane
Molecular function (GO): odorant binding; olfactory receptor activity
Source: RefSeq, a predicted model, not a curated record